Messenger RNA from Hippocampus comes (tiger tail seahorse), 5378 nucleotides. It is a transcript of the gene pbrm1l, whose product is annotated as polybromo 1, like. NCBI's taxonomy places the organism in Eukaryota, Metazoa, Chordata, Actinopteri, Syngnathiformes, Syngnathidae. The transcript has 30 exons. Gene Ontology annotation, molecular function: protein binding; chromatin binding. Gene Ontology annotation, cellular component: RSC-type complex; SWI/SNF complex. Gene Ontology annotation, biological process: transcription elongation by RNA polymerase II; chromatin remodeling. The coding region runs from base 135 to 5033 and encodes 1632 amino acids. The record is from RefSeq and is a predicted model, not a curated record.
CAUACAAACAACCCGAGCUCAACUUCUUCCGGGCUGGAGUUUUCAAAGACUGGCUACUUAUCAGCUACAUCUUAGCUCAGGGAAUUACGACCGUCUUCUCCAUAUUUGCGCCCGUCGCUAUAAGCAGCCCAUCAAUGUCGAGCGCGAAGAGGAGGAGAGCGACUUCACCCUCCAGUAGUGUGAGCGGAGGAGGGGAUCUCGACGACGUUUCCACCCCUGGAAGUGGUCGUAAAAGAAAAUGGGCUUCCAGUGUUCCCCCUGUAGACACGAUUGCUGUAUGCCACGAGCUGUACAACGCCGUCAGGGACUACAAGGAUGAUCACGGGAGAAACCUCAGCGAACUUUUUCUAAGGGUACCAAAGAGAAGAAACCUGCCUGAUUACUACGAGGUGGUGUCCCAGCCGAUAGACAUGACAAAAAUUGCACAUAAACUGAAGGCUGAAGAUUAUCAAGAAGUGGAGCAGCUCACCGCAGACUUCCAGCUCAUGUUCAACAAUACCAAAUCCUUUUACAAGAGGGACAGCGAGGAGUAUCAAGCUGCCAGCAAGCUGUGGGUCAUGUAUUUGCAGACGAGGAAUGACUUUUUGCAGAGCGGAGAUGGCGAAGACGAUGACGAGGAUGGGGAGGAGAUGAUGGAUAACCCAGGGGUGUCAACAGAAGAUGACGCGUCCUCCAGCAGUUUAAAGGAAGUGUUAGAGCAACUCCUAGCCGCGGUGGUUUUGUACACUGACCCAUCGGGUCAUGUGGUCAGUAAACUCUUUGAGAAGCUGCCUUCCAAAUUGCAUUACCCGGACUACUAUGCUGUGAUAAAGGAUCCCAUUGAUCUGAGAACAAUCGCUCAAAGAAUACAGAUGGGGUACUAUAAAAGUGUCAACGCCAUGGGUAAGGACAUCGACCUCAUGGCCAAAAAUGCUAAAACAUAUAAUGAACCCGGAUCUCAGGUUUUUAAGGAUGCAAACACCAUAAAGAAAGUGUUCAUCCAGAAGAAAACGGACCUGGAACACGCUGAACCCACUAAAUCGAGUCUUCGCAUCAGAAAUCGCAGAUCUGGUCAGGGAGAGCGACUUUCUGGCGUCAGCGUAGCUCUUCAGUAUGGCUCUGAGAGUGAGGAUGACCCUGUGCUCUCCGGCUCUGUGUGCUAUGACGAAGGCGAGUCGGAGGCUGAGAGUCAGAGUUCGAGCAUGGAGAUGAGCAACCCCAUCUUCCAGCUUUAUGAAGCCGUGCGAGGAGCGAGGAAUAGCCAGGGCCAGCUGUUUUCCGAACCCUUCCAGAAUCUGCCCUCCCGCAGGGAAUAUCCCGACUAUUACCAGCAGAUAAAACAGACCAUUUGUCUGCAACAAAUCAGGACAAAGAUGAAGAAUGGUGAAUAUGAAAAUGUGGAACAAAUGGAUGCCGACCUCACUUUGAUGUUUGAGAAUGCAAAGCGAUACAACAUGCCCAACUCGAGCAUUUAUAAACGGGCCCUCAGGCUUCAGCAGAUUUUGCAGGCAAAAAAGAAGGAGCUUCAGAGAAGAGACGAUGAGGAUGGUGACAGUUUGCUGUCAUCUGAUGCAGGCAGUACCAAGAGAAAAAGUCACAAGAAAAAUAUUAAAAAGAACCGAAUGAAAGCCCUGUACGCUGCGGUGACGGACGCCAGGGAAGUGGGCACCAGUCGCCGCCUUUGCGAUCUUUUUAUGGUGAAGCCAUCCAAGAAGGACUACCCCGACUACUACAAGGUUAUCCUGGAACCUAUGGACCUGAAGACCAUUGAGAACAACGUCCGCACCGAGCGCUACGCCACGGAGGACGCGCUGAUGGAUGACAUGAAGUUGAUGUUCCGCAAUGCCCGCCAUUAUAACGAGGAAGGGUCUCAGGUGUACAACGAUGCUGACAUCCUGGAGAAGAUACUUAAAGAUAAACGCAAGGAGUUGGGACAGCCACCGGAUGAAGAGGAUGUGAGCUCUCCCAAACUAAAACUGAGAAAGAGUGGCAUUUCUCCAAAGAAAACCAAAUACCUCACCCCACUACAGCAGAAGUUGAACGAGCUCUACGACGCCGUGCGCAACUUCACUGACCGCCGCGGCCGCCGCCUGAGCACCAUCUUCCUGCGUCUGCCGUCUCGCUCCGAGCUGCCCGACUACUAUGCUACCAUCAAACGACCCAUCGACAUGGAGCGCCUGCGCAGCCACAUGGCGGCGGGACGCUACCAGGACGUUGAGUCCCUUGCGGAGGACUUCACUGUCAUGUUCAACAAUGCUUGCAUGUACAAUGAGCCCGAAUCGCUCAUCUACCGGGAUGCUCUCGUCCUGCACCGGGUGCUCCUGGAGACACGCAAGCAGCAGGAGGGAGGGGAGGAUUCUGGACCGCCUGCUGUGGGAACUCUGGUGCGUGAAAUGAUUCGGAACCUGCUGGUGUCAGUUCUCGGCCACCAGGAUGAAGAGGGCCGAUGCUACAGUGACUCGCUGGCCGAAAUUCCCGCCAUGGAUCCAGACACCCCAGAGAAGCCUCCGCUAAACUUUGACAUAAUCAGAGGGAAUGUGGAGCGUGGCCGCUACAGGAGACUUGAUGUCUUCCAGGAGCAUGUGUUUGAAGUGCUGCAGAAGGCCAGGAGGCUGCACAGGACCGACUCUGAGGUAUUCGACGAUGCAGUGGAGCUGCAGCAGUUUUUCAUCAAGAUCCGGGAUGAGCUGUGCAAGAACGGAGAGAUUCUACAGACCACCGCACUCAACUACACCUUGAAACACUUGCACAACGACGUGGAGCAGGAGAAGAGGGAGAAAAUACCCAAAGAAAUUGAGGAGGAUAAAGACAAGGACGAGCCGAGCAAAAGUCUAAAGGAGAAGAACCUGCAAAGUGAAGUAUGGCGGCCCGAGUCGCAUACAGAUCUCACGUACCAGCAACAAUGUACCUUUGAAAGCGCCACAUACCAGGUGGGGGAGUAUGUCUAUGUGCAGCCAUCAGAGGCCAACUUGAAGCCUCACAUCGUCUUGGUUGAGCGUCUUUGGGAGGAUGACCAAGGUGAGAAGUGGCUCUAUGGCUGCUGGUUUUACAGGCCGAGAGAAACCUUCCACAUGGCCACUCGCAAGUUCCUGGAAAACGAGGCCUUCAAGAGUGACUACUACAACAGAGUGUCCUUUAGUAAAGUCUUGGGCAAAUGUGUCGUCAUGUUUGUGAAGGAUUACUUCAAACUCCAACCGGAGGGCUUCAAAGCCGAGGACGUGUAUGUUUGCGAAUCCCGAUACACCGCCCGGUGCAAGCUGUUCAAGAAGAUCAAGAUAUGGGCCGUGCCUCCAAGCCCCGUCAAAUAUGUCCCACGAGACGUGCCCCUGCCCGUCGUCCGCUUUGCGUCCGUGUUUGCUAAGCCAGACCUGGAGAAACUUGAGAAAAUCUCCUUUGUAGACAGCAGCAGUUUUGUGGACAAGGAGAGGGAGGAUGUCCCCAUGGAGGUGAGCGGUGCAGACCCGGGCUGGCAGUACUACGAACAGUUGCGCUACAACAACGUGUGGUUCAAAGUGGGGGACUGCGUUUACAUCCAGUCACAUGGCCUUUCCAAGCAUCGGAUUGCCAGGUUGGAGAAGCUUUGGGUGCAGAAUGGAACCACUUUCUUCUUUGGGCCCAUCUUCAUUCAUCCAGAGGAGACUGCGCAUGAGCCCACAAAGAUGUUUUACAAGAGAGAAGUGUUUCUGAGUCACCUGGAGGAGACGUUGCCCAUGACAUGCGUUAUAGGCAAAUGCAUGGUGUCCUCGUUCAAAGACUACCUGUCAUGCAGACCUACGGAGGUUGCAGAAGAGGAUAAUCUUCUUUGCGAGAGCCGCUACAUAGACUCUGAGAAACAGGUGAAAAAGUUCAAGGGGCUGAAGCGCUUCUCAUACUCCUCUAAAGUGGCGGAGGACGAGGUCUAUUAUUUCAGGAAAUUAAUAGUUCCACAGAAGGAAGCGUCUCCUUUUUUGAAUAAGAAGAUCGACGAGCUUGAGGUGAAACUAGCAGAUGUCGAGGAUGGAGAUGACGACAUGGAUGAGAUGGACGAUGAUGAUGAGGGCAUGGAAACGCCUUCGAUACCUCAGAUGCAGACCUCUCUCACCAGCGAUAUGGACGGCAUGCCUUACACACCUUCUCAGUCCACACCAAAGAUUAAAGGCUUGUCAAAGAAGGAAGGUGCCAAAAGGAAGAUCAACAUGAGCGGCUACAUCCUAUUCAGCAGUGAGAUGCGGGCAGUCAUCAAAGCUCGACACCCGGACUUUUCUUUCGGUGAACUGAGUCGUCUGGUGGGAACCGAAUGGAGGAACCUCGAAGCCGUCAAGAAAGCAGACUAUGAAGAACGGGCAGCCAAAAUCGUGGAGCAACAGGAACGGGAUAGGCCAGCCCUGAAGCAAGCGUCCCCGAGAUCAGGUACCCCCUUAGGGUCACUGAUGGGGGUCGUGCCUUCGCCUAGCACUUUGGGCAUGAUAAACCAGACCAUGACACCUAUGUCAGGCAUGAUGGGAGCUUACGGGCCACCUUACAUGCCCUUGCAGGGCCCGCAUGAGGGUUUGUUGAGUGUGGCCCCAAUGUCACCUUACCAAGCAGGGGGACCUCACCUACCUCCUCACCAUCUCCAACAAGGUGGUAUGCCUGGGUACCCGGGCAUGCUUCAUCAUGGCAUGAUGGGCGCUGCUGUGAACGGCAUGCAAGGAAGUCCUGCUCCAGGGGGCUUCAUGCAGCAGCCAGGGAUGUUCAGCCCAGGACAGCAUGCUCCCCCACCCUACCCAGGACAGGGCCAGACCCCGCCCAUGUUUGUCGCACCACCGCCGAAGACUCAGAGGGUGCUGCACUCGGAGGCCUACCUGAAGUAUAUUGAGGGCUUGAAUUCGGACUCCAGCACGGUCAGCAAGUGGGACCAGACACUGAAAGCUAAAAGGCGAGACGCUCACAUGACCAAAGAGCAAGAGAGCCGGCUGCCGACUCACUGGUUGAAGAGCAAAGGAGCCCACUCCACAAUGGCGGACGCGUUGUGGCGUCUGCGUGACCUGAUGCUGAGGGACUCUCUAAACAUUUGUCAAGCAUACAACGUGUGACGUGUAGGGCUCGCACCACUUCUAACCACACCUUAGGCUUAAACUUGGAAAGGAACUGUAGAUGCUAGAAGCAAUAUUUUAUAGCAAUCGCUAACCAAUUUUAUAUUUAUUAGUAAUUAUGAUGAGCUAAAUCGUUGUUUGUGCAUUUUCAUUUUUUUUUACUCUGCUGAUUAAUUUUGCUGCAAAACAAGUGUUUUGGCUUAUUGGUACUGUUAAAAUGAACUUAUAAAUACUAUUUAAUGAUGAGUACGGCAGUUGUUGCUGUGGCGAGUGGAACGCAAAUGUACAAUACUUCCUCAAAUGGAUGCCUUACCCCACUGGAAUAAAUGAACAUCACACCUCAAA